Prorocentrum cordatum is the source of this 720-nucleotide messenger RNA. The record is from the annotation of a GenBank genome assembly. Lineage: Eukaryota; Dinophyceae; Prorocentrales; Prorocentraceae.
AUGCUCGGUGGCAGAAGCCAGCGCCGACGACGCCACGGCAAGAGCCAGCCGCACGGACGAAGAACGUCGAUCGCCCGGAGGAGGGGCGCCGCUCGGCGGCGGCCGCGCCGUGGCUCCGUGCGCUGGUCGGGGACCGCGCGGCGUCCUCGCAGAGCGACGGCUCGGCGGUCCCUCCACGUCUACGACAUCGGCACCCUCGGCCUGUCGUCGGCGGUGAACUGCAUGCUGCGACCGCUGGGCAUGGGCGCUUUCCACUGCGGGGUGGAGGUGUAUCAGUGGGAAUGGAGCUACGCCGACACGGGCGAGGAUUCUGCGCCCGAGCAGACGGGGGUGUUUUGCUGUCCGCCCCGCGGCUGUGGAGGCCAUACGUACUGCACCUCGCAGGAGCUGGGGCGCUGCGCGAAGAGCAGGGGCGAGGUGCUGGCAUUGUGGGGCGGGGGUCACCUUUUGCCAUCCGGCCAUCGGUACGACGUACUCACAAAGAACUGCGGGCACUUCUGCGACGCCUUCUGCCGCACGCUCGGCGUGCGACCCGUGCCGGCCUGGGUCACUAGGCUGGCGGCCACGGGGAAGGCGUGCGAGGCGGGGGGCUGCUGCUGCCGCUCGGGCCCCAGCACCAGCGCCCACGACGAGAUCGACGUGCUGGUCCCUGUGGAGGCCCGGGCUUGGCACGCGCGGUCCAACGACGGCGAGCCGUCCCCGCUCUUCGCCGGCGCUUAG